Molecule: messenger RNA, 2206 nt
Organism: Betta splendens (Siamese fighting fish)
Lineage: Eukaryota; Metazoa; Chordata; Actinopteri; Anabantiformes; Osphronemidae
Gene: ska3
Product: spindle and kinetochore associated complex subunit 3
Exons: 11
Coding region: 132-1925 (597 amino acids)
Biological process (GO): chromosome segregation; mitotic cell cycle
Cellular component (GO): outer kinetochore; spindle microtubule
Source: RefSeq, a predicted model, not a curated record
GACAGGAAAGCAUAACAUCCGAAUAAGGGCGGAAGUAGUCAAGGCGCCAAAAUCGAAACGUUUUUGUCUGCUACACGAGAGAAGGUAAACAAACCGCUCGCUUUGCACAAUCUGAACUCGUCUUUUUGAAAAUGGACCCGACGAGUCAGUUUUUUAGCAGGCUCAGAAAGCUGGCGGUGACCGUAGAAUCGGAAACCGCUAAGCUUCUUCACGACUUUGAGAACCGCGGCGGCGAGGAUGACACCGAAAAUACAGCGAGAGCGAUGCGAGCAUACCAUGAAGUGAACUGUGAAGUCGGGAACCUAAAGGAGCAGAUCCAGGAGCAGUUGAAUCAGCAGAAAGCUCAGGCAAAGGAGGUGAGCGACUUCAUUGAGACUAACACACUGCUCCAGAAGAGACUGACUGAGGACAUCCAAGCUCUGAGGAGACACUGGGAGAAUUACGGAUACACUGCUCCUCAGAGGUCAAAUGGUAACAACAAUGAAACCCAAUGUCAGGAGCCAGAAGCUAAAGUAGCAGAUGAGAAUGAAACAAAGUCAGAAGAAGAGGAGGAGAGAAGCCAGGAGGCAGCUGGAGGCCUCUUAUCUCCUCCAACUGUAGUAUCACCAUCUGUCGUUGAUGGGCAUCGAACCCCACAGCUGUCUGACUUUGGUCUUUCUGAAAUACAGCUGAAGAGGGUUCUGGCAGGGGCAUACAGUUGCUCUGAAGUGCCCCCUAUGCCUGAAAUGAACUUUCCCCAAACAUCACUCACCACACCUGAACUGCCACCCAUGCCCAUAACUCCUAAAUGUGUCCUUCGGAUGGAUGAAGAUGAGCUACAAACACCUCAGUUGCAUGACUUUGGAAUCUCAGAGCACACAAUGUGUCUGAACAAUGACUUUACUAUGAAUCUUUUCCGAAAAAACGCUGAAAAGCCCCAAAGACAAGGUCAGGAUUUAUCUGAACCACCAUCGACCUUUCAGAUGGAGCGUUUACAGAGCAACGAUGAAUUAGAGUCCCCAGAGCCACCUGUGUUUUGCACCCCGGGUCUCAAGCUCAAAAAGACAAACUGUCAGUCUUCCCCACCUGCACAAGAAAUUGGUGAGCCAGCAAACCUGCCCACCACACCAGAGGUGCCAGCUUUUCAAACUCCGUAUCUGAAUCGACUGACCAGCACCAAGAAGGUGCACCAAAAGAGUUCACAGCAAUCUGAUGGUGAUGGCAGCCCCACCUUUGAACUUUCAUCACCCCCUCAUAACGGAGCAACCGCCUCCAAACGCACCUGGGCAUACAAUAUGCCAGAACUGUCCAUCAUGGGUGAGGAUGACUGUCAGCUGCCAGAGAUGCCGAACCUGGAAUCGGUUCUGGGGAGUGUUUUACAGAGUAAAUGUUCAAAAAUCAUAAAAAAGACUGAUGAGGAGGUUGAAAAGGUGCCCAAAGAUUCCAAUGUCAACCGUCUGGAGCUGGGGGGAGCCACGCAGGAGUUCAGCCUGGGGACACCUAGCGUUUGGAUGGACUCCCAGGAGCCAGGCACCCCAGAGAUGCCAGACCUCAGCUCUGUUACACAGGACAUCUGCAAACUUGUUUCCAAGGCUCAGUUUAAAAAGGCUUCUCUGGCAGAUGUGCAUCGACAUGUAAUACUAGAAAAAGAGACAAACAGAGCGAUACGUCUAUCUGUGGUAUCAGAGAGUGAGUUCCAGAGUUUACCCAGCUACCUGAAGCAGAUGACGCUGCACAACCUCAACCAGGCAGUUCACAGCAUUAAUAAAUUCACAGAAGAGCACCAAGGACAAGUUACAGAGCUUCAGAUUGAGCAGCUAAGAAAUAUUACAAACUUUGGUACCAAGACACCUGUAUACGUGCUUUGUUUAACUGAACUCAAGAGGCUGAAGUGUGUGAAAGGAGCAAGUAACACGUCUCUGUAUAAACUGUGCACAAACAACUAAAGGUUUCUGAAUGUAAUGGGCACUGGAUACUGUCAUACAUCCACCAUCAACAAUCCAAGCUUUUCUUUGUCUAUUAAGUUUAGUCCACAAAAAAAUAUGGAAUAAGUUAAUUACUAGCUAAGAAAACAGCCAAUUAAUAGCAGAGAAAACAGUCUGGGUUAGAUAAUUAUUUUAUUACAAUAAUUUUAUCUAGGCUGUAAAGAGUUGAUUGAUACUCUGCACUUCUUUUAAUAUUUGUAUGUAAAUUUAAAUGGAAAAAUAAAAGCACAUUCUGGACAUAC